UUGAAGCGUUUAAAAUUGAAAUAUAUUAAACUAGUACAGAUUUAAUUAAAAUGUCAAAAACGAAUACGGGAUUAAUCAGACCCACUUACAGUGCUCCAUUAGUGAUUUUACUGACACCCUUAAUUAUAAUUUUUCAAAUCCUUUUAUAUGUUUAUCGGGUAUUUUUUCCAAAAACAGUUGCGAAAAGUAUUACCGGCGAUAUAGCAGUGGUAACUGGGGGAGCAGGAGGUCUUGGCAGAGCUAUUUCUGUGGAACUCGCUAAACAAGGUUGCCACAUUGUGAUUGUUGAUGUCAAUUUUGAGUUAGCGGAGCAAACGGCGACAUCCAUUCAUGAAAAAUAUAAAGUGAAAACGAAAGCUUAUAAGGUCGAUGUUACAAACUACGACGAGGUAGUGGAACUUAAUAAAAAUAUUAGCAAUGAUAUAGGAAAAGCCACCAUUUUAGUAAAUAAUGCUGGUAUACUUUCAUUAUCUGACCCUUUCAAUCCCGAUCCAAUAGAAGUUCAAAGAAUGAUUAAUGUUAACUUGACAUCACAUUUUUGGACAAAUCGUGUAUUUUUACAAAAUAUGAAGGAAUUGAAUAAAGGUCACAUUGUUGCUAUAAGUUCUGUUGCAGGUUUAAUGCCUCUACCUUUCAAUGCACAAUAUACCAGUACGAAAUAUGCAGUACGUGGAUUAAUGGGUGCUUUAAAACUGGAGUUGGUGAUGCAAGAAAGGAGGUGUAUUAAAACGACAACAGUUUUUCCAACAUUCUUAGAUACAAAUUCAGAAGCUGUAAGACUUCUUGAGAAAUCUAAUUCUAAUAAAAUCUUUAUUUUGCAUAACGGCGAAGAAGUUGCCAAGCGCAUUAUCCAAGGCGUACUGCGAAAUGAAGAAAUUAUUGCAAUUCCUGAUAUAGCAUCACUGUUCACAAGAUGCCUAGAGUUUUGGCCACACGAUAUCAUCGCUUUUUUUAUCUCAAUGACAUAUUCAAAAAAUGUAAGUAAAGAAUUCAAGGAUCUGGCGAAAAAAAAACUAUAAAAAUUAGUUAAGAAUCCCAUUAUUAUUUUAAAUAUUGUUAAUUAUUAUUGUUUAAUAAUGUAUAUUAAUAAAACUUGUAUUAUUGGUUUAAAGUUAUGGAAAAGUUAUGUAUAUUAAUAAAUCUUGUAUU
Teleopsis dalmanni is the source of this 1149-nucleotide messenger RNA. Its product is annotated as estradiol 17-beta-dehydrogenase 11-like. Gene Ontology annotation, molecular function: oxidoreductase activity, acting on the CH-OH group of donors, NAD or NADP as acceptor. Gene Ontology annotation, cellular component: lipid droplet. The coding region runs from base 51 to 1019 and encodes 322 amino acids. The record is from RefSeq and is a predicted model, not a curated record. The transcript is spliced from 6 exons. NCBI's taxonomy places the organism in Eukaryota, Metazoa, Arthropoda, Insecta, Diptera, Diopsidae.